Messenger RNA from Paramecium pentaurelia, 888 nucleotides. The record is from the annotation of a GenBank genome assembly. NCBI's taxonomy places the organism in Eukaryota, Ciliophora, Oligohymenophorea, Peniculida, Parameciidae.
AUGAUUUUCAGUAAUAAAUAAAUUAUAUUAAUAAGAAUAAAACAUUUGUAGAUAUGCAAUAACUGAAAGAAAUGUGUUAUCUGUGACAUCUCACCCAUUUAUAGUCAAAUUAAGAUAUGCAUUUUAGACAGAAGAUAAAUUAUUUAUGAUUUUAGAUUAUUGUCCUGGAGGAGAUCUUGGGAUGCUUCUUUGUAAAAUUCAGAGGUUUCCUGAAGAGAUUGUAAAAUUAUAUAUUUGUGAAAUAAUUUUGGCUUUGGAGGAUCUUCAUAAAAGGAACAUAAUAUUUCGUGAUUUAAAACCAGACAAUAUCUUACUUGAUGCAGAAGGACAUGUAUUAUUAACUGAUUUUGGAUUAUCUAAGGAGGGAAUACAUAAUUCAAAUUAAGGAGCAAAAUCAUUUUGUGGUUCUGUUGCUUAUUUAGCUCCUGAAAUGAUUAAAAGAUAAGGCCAUGGAAAAGCUGUAGAUUGGUAUUUACUAGGAGUAGUAAUGUAUGAAUUGUUGUCAGGGUUGCCUCCUUAUUAUACAAAUGAUAGAGAUGCGUUAUUUUAUAAUAUUGAAAAUGCCAGUCUAAAAAUACCUUAAUUCAUUUCAAUUGAAUGUAGAAACUUAAUAAGAUCAGUAAUUUAGAUUGUUUAUUUUAGUUAUUGGAGAGAAAUCCUACUAGACGUUUGGGAUCAGGAUAAGGAGACUCAUAGGAAAUAAAAGCUCAUCCAUAUUUUGUAGAUGUAGAUUGGAAAAGAGUAUUAAAUAGAGAACUUUAAAUGCCAAAACCAGAUUAUAGUUUAAAAUUAAAACAUAUAGGAGAAUAGAAUAUUUUUGAAUUGUAGAAUUGUAUGGAUUUUGAGUAAUCUCAUAUUAAUGGAUGGUCAUAUGUUCAAACAGAAUGA